Miscanthus lutarioriparius is the source of this 2841-nucleotide messenger RNA. NCBI's taxonomy places the organism in Eukaryota, Viridiplantae, Streptophyta, Magnoliopsida, Poales, Poaceae. The record is from the annotation of a GenBank genome assembly.
AUGGCUGAUCCUAGCAUGAUAUGUGCUGUUCUGCAGCCUGUGUGUGGCUUCAUCAAUGAAGCAGGGGUUCCUGCAGCCACUGCAAGAGGUGUCUCAUCUUUCGCCUGCAUCAAGCGCAACCUCAGAGACCUCACAAAAGCCAUGGAGGACCUGCAAGCUGUCGAGAAGGUGGUUCGAGGACAAGUUGCGCUUGAGACCAACAACCUCAACGAGUGCCAUCCUCAAGUCAGCCUGUGGCAGACGAGGGUCCUCCAUGUCCUAGUCGACCCCAUCGUCCAAGAAUCUGAUCAAUUGUUUCAAUCCUCUUGUUUAUGUAGUUCUUCUCUAAGCCUUAGGAAAAGAUACUGUCUUGGCAAACGUGUCGCCGAGAUGUUGGAGGAUGUAGAUAGGCUAAUCAGAGAAGGGAAACAAUUUGAUACGUUUGCAUCCAAACGUUUGCCAGAUUCUGUCGAGGAGCAACCACGGACGAAAACAUUUGGCUUCGAGCCAGUCCUGAGGGAUCUUGGGAAAUAUUGUGACAGCACCAAUGUGAGCAUCAUCGGAGUUUGUGGUCCAGGAGGUGUUGGAAAGACGACACUCCUUAACACGUUCAACAAUGAGCUCAAAGCAUGUGGCAGGGAUUACCAGGUGGUGAUCAUGAUUGAGGUGUCCAAUUCUAAAACUCUAAACAAAGCAGCAAUCCAGAGUACAAUUACAGACCGUCUUGGGUUGCCAUGGGAUGACAGACAGACAGAGGAAGCUCGUGCGAGGUUCUUAAUGAAAGCACUGAGAAGAAAGAAGUUUGUAAUUUUAUUGGAUGAUGUCUGGAACAAAUUCCAACUAGAAGAUGUUGGGAUCCCUACCCCUGAUUCUGAGAGCAAAAGCAAAGUAAUUCUCACAUCACGUUCUGUGGAUGUGUGCUAUCAAAUGGGAGCUCAACAGAGCUUGAUCAAGAUGGAGUACCUAGAGAAGGAGGCAGCAUGGGAGCUCUUCCGAAGCAAUUUGAGCACUCAGGCAAUUGCAGCCAUUGAUUCAUCUGGCCCCAACAAUGCUGUAAAACAACAUGCUAAUGCAAUUGUCCAAAGCUGUGGUGGUUUGCCACUAGCACUCAAGGUGAUAGCGAGUGCUGUGGCAGGGCUGACAACACCAAGUGAAUGGAGUUUGGCAAUGCAAGCAACCAAGCAUGACAUCAAGGAUAUAGAUGGAAUCCCAGAAAUGUUCCAUAAACUGAAAUAUAGUUAUGAUAAGUUGACACAAACACAGCAGCAAUGCUUCCUGUAUUGCACCCUUUUCCCUGAAUAUGGUUCAAUUAGCAAAGAUCAGCUUGUGGAAUACUGGAUGGCAGAAGAAUUGAUACCUCCAGAUCCCAACAGAGGUCAUCGCAUAAUCAAUCGCUUGCUCUCAGCAUGCUUAUUGGAGAGCUGUGGAUCUGAUUUAGAGGUAAAAAUGCACCAUAUUAUUCGUCAUCUGGGAUUGUCCCUUGCAGUGCAGCAAAAGAUUGUUGUGAAGGCUGGAAUGAACUUGGAAAAGGCACCACCACACAGAGAGUGGCGAACAGCAAGAAGGAUAUCACUCAUGUACAAUGACAUAAGAGACCUUGGUAUCUCACCAGAAUGCAAGGAUCUUGUAACAUUAUUGGUCCAAAAUAAUCCUAACUUGGACAAGCUAAGUCCAACCUUCUUCCAGUCCAUGUACUCUUUGAAGGUACUUGAUCUAUCACACACCAGAAUUAAAGAACUUCCUCUAUGUAGCACAUUGGCGAAGCUCAAGUUUCUCAAUUUGUCUCACACAUUCAUUGAGAGACUUCCUGAAGAUUUCUGGAUGCUCAAAAAACUAAGACAUCUAGAUUUAAGUGUUACCAAGGCACUGAAAGAGACCUUAGAUAACUGUUCCAAGCUUUACAAGCUAAGGGUGCUAAACCUCUUCCGAAGCAAUUAUGGGAUUCGCGACGUGAAUGAUCUGAACAUUGAUUCCUUAAGGGACCUGGAAUUCCUUGGGAUCACAAUCUAUGCUGAGGAUGUCUUAAAGAAGCUGACAAAUACACAUCCUCUAGCCAAGUCAACACAGCGUCUUAGCCUCAAGCACUGUGAACAGAUGCAGUCAAUCCAAAUAUCAGACUUCACACAUAUGGUGCAACUUCGAGAACUCUAUGUUGAAUCAUGUCUUGACUUGAUACAACUUAUUGCUGACCCUGACAAGGGAAAAGCUUCCUGCCUGCAAAUUCUCACCCUUGCUAGACUGCCUUCCCUCCAAACUAUUCUUGUUGGGUCUUCGCCUCAUCACUUCCGCAACCUCCUAGAAAUAACAAUCUCUCACUGCCAUAAAUUGCAUGACAUCACCUGGGUUCUGAAGCUGGAUGCACUUGAGAAGCUUUCUAUCAGCCAUUGUAAUGAACUGGAGCAAGUUGUUCAAGAAACAAUCAACAAGGUGGACAACAGGAGAGGGGGGAUUGAGCACAACAUUGUUCAGAGAUCUGGGAUAAUAAAUGGUUUCUCUGAAGAACAGGAGAUACAUUGCAUGGUAGAAGAUGCAUAUAAUGAACAUGUAAAAGGCUAUCAGAACAAGACAGAGAAUGAGCAGAUCAAGGGUGUGCAUCAUGUGGGCUUCCCAAAACUGAGAGCAAUGGUUCUGACAGACCUGCCAAAGCUGACGGCAAUAUGCAAUCCAAGAGACUUUCCUUGUCUUGAGAUUAUUAGGGUGGAGCGUUGCCCACGUUUCACAGCACUUCCACUGGGUCAAAUGUCUGACUGCCCAAAACUAAAGCAGAUUUGUGGAUCAUAUGACUGGUGGAAGAAGCUAGAGUGGAAUGGCAAGGAGACAAUAGAGAAUAAGUAUUUCAUCCCAAUCAAAGAUGAAGACUAG